This is a messenger RNA of [Torrubiella] hemipterigena, 537 nucleotides long. The record is from the annotation of a GenBank genome assembly. Lineage: Eukaryota; Fungi; Ascomycota; Sordariomycetes; Hypocreales; Clavicipitaceae.
AUGGCUGCCUCGCCAUUUGAGACAGCGAUAUACACAGCCGAAAACUUCGUCGAAAGCGCAGGUACCAUUCUUUUCCGGCUCUCUAGUCGAGAAAUCUGUGUCCUACACUUUCUCCAACGAGGCGAGUACAUCCUUCCCAAGGGCCGUCGCAACCUCGGCGAGUCCCGUCAAACAACGGCUACGCGCGAAACCACGGAAGAGACUGGUAUUUCUUGCCGCCUAUUGCCUGUGAACUUGGUUUCCCGCGUCUGCCCUACGAUUGAGACCGAGGAUCUGCCCGACGAGGUACGCUUCUACAAGGGAAUAUGCGAGCCCAUUCUACUACAGACGCGGAAUCUCAAAGAGAGUGGCCUUAAACUGAUUUGGUGGUUUGUGGCGGCUGUCAAUGAAGGAGAUCCCGUCGGCCAGCACGAGAAGGACAAGUUUGACAUUGGAUUUUACAGCUAUGAUGAAGCUCUGGAGAAGUUGACCUUUAAGGAUGACCGCGAAUUGGUCAAGAAGGCCAUUGAGCUUGUUAAUUCCACUAUCGGCUGUUGA